AUGGCGGCAUUCGUGGGAACAGCUGCCGUUGCGGCUCCAGUGCAAGUCCCUACAGUGAAGCAACUAUCGGCAGGGCCCAGUAGCAGCAGGGGCAGCAGCGUUUCGGUUCGCUCUGCCGUGCCUAAGAAGCUUAGAUCCGAGCUUUUGGGAACGCAGCUUUCCGCUACGUCAUGCGUGCAAGCAGCUUCGCAGAAUGUUCGCGCGCGGUCGCUGGAGGUCCGAGCAGUGGCGACGGAAGCUCCGACGAAGAUGUCGAAAAUCGUGAAGUGGGAUCAGGGAAAGAGACUGCAGACCCAGACGACAACCAUCGCUGCGGAUACGACCACCAUUCGCUCUCUCGACUGGGACCGCGACCGUUUCGACAUCGAGUUCGGUCUUCUCAAGGGCACCACCUACAACUCCUACAUCAUCCGCGGCGCCGACAAGGUCGCCUUAAUCGACGCGUCGCACGAGAAGUUCCGCGAGCUCUACCUCGCCGCGCUUAAAGCCGAGAUCGACAUUAAAGACAUCGAUUACGUCAUCGCGAACCACACAGAACCGGACCACAGCGGUCUGAUCCGAGACCUAAUCGAACUGAACCCCAACAUCACCGUCGUCGGGUCGAAAGUUUGCAUCCAGUUCUUGCAGAACCUAGUCUUAAAGCCGUUUAAGAGCAUCGUGGCGCAGCCGGGAAAGACGCUGGACCUGGGCGGCGGGCACGAGCUGGAUUUUAUCAUGGCGCCGAACCUGCACUGGCCUGAUACCAUGUUCACGUUCGAUAAAGGCACGGGCGUCAUGUUCACGUGCGACGCGUUCGGCAGCCACUACUGCUCCGAGAAGGUGUACGACGAGGAUUUAAGCGAGUUGGAGCCGCACUACCGCUUCUAUUACGACUGCCUCAUGAAGCCCAACUCGCGAUCCGUCCUCACCGCCCUGCGCAAGGUCGCCACUGCGGGGUGGGAGUUCUCGGAAAUAGCAGUGGGGCACGGUCCUCUGCUGCGCUACAACGUGCCCGAGCUCACGCUCAAGUACGAGCAGUGGAGCAAGGCCGCCAUCGAGAAGCAGAAGUCCUCCAUAGCGGUGCUGUAUGUGAGCGACUACGGGUACAGCGACCGCCUCUCCCAGUGCAUCGCGCGCGGCAUCACCAAGGCGGGGGCGGGCGUGGAGAUGAUGGACCUCAAGGCCGCCGACACUCAGGAGCUCGUGGAGUGCAUCGGCCGCAACGCUGCUGUGGUGCUCAUGAUGCCCCCAACCACCGGCCCUGCUGCUGCUGCCAUCGCCCCACUCGUUGCUGGCAUCAAGACCAAACAGUCCGUGCUGCUGUGUGAGUCGUACGGAGGGGACGACGAGCCGAUCGACACGCUCAUGUACAAGUUCAACGACCGCGGAGUCAAGAUGCCCCUUGAACCCCUCCGCAUCAAGGAGCCCCCCACCGAAGCUGUCUACCAGCUGUUUGAGGAGGCGGGCACUGACUUGGGCCAGCAGCUGACGCAGAAGGCAGUGAGGGAUGAGACGAGGCGCAGCAUGCCUCUGGCAGUGGCCAAGGCCAUUGCACGCGUGUCAGGCGGGCUGUACGUGGUGACGGCUAUCAAAGGCGCGUCCAAGGGUGCCAUGAUCGCCUCCUGGGUGUCCCAGGCUAGCUUCAAGCCACUGGGUAUCACUGUUGCUGUGGCCAAGGACAGAGCCAUUGAGUCGCUCAUGCAGGUGGGAGACUCUUUUGUGCUCAACUGUCUCGAGGAGGGCAACUUUGCUCCUCUCAUGAAGCACUUCCUCAAGCGCUUCCCCCCUGGCGCUGACCGCUUUGAGGGCGUUGAGUGGGACCCGGCCAGCAACGGGUCGCCUGUGCUGGCAGGAUCGCUGGCUUUCCUGGAGUGCACUGUGGUGAGCCGCAUGGAGACCAACGACCACUGGAUCACGUAUGCUGAGGUCACUGCAGGGAAGGUAUCCAAGCCCGAGGGUCGCACCGCUUCUCACCACCGCAAGCUGGGCGACUAUUAUUAA
Molecule: messenger RNA, 1980 nt
Organism: Closterium sp. Yama58-4
Lineage: Eukaryota; Viridiplantae; Streptophyta; Zygnematophyceae; Desmidiales; Closteriaceae
Source: the annotation of a GenBank genome assembly